AUGUUGUGUUUUUGGUCUCGAGUAAUGAUGAUCUGUCAGAUGGAAGUGACGACGAUGACGCAAUUUGUCUGGUAUGUACCGAAUCCUAUUCUGCCAGUAAAUCUGGUGAAGAGUGGGUCCAGUGCAUUACGUGUCAACCUACCCCAUGCUAAUGGCCAACCAGCCCCGGAUAUGGGACCCGCGCUUACGGUGGCCGGAGAUCGUCCCUUGAUCCCCGACGCCCAUAGUGUCGUGAAGGAGGAGACGGCGUCCAAGUUCCUCUCGCUCGGCACCAUGGCUUCGACCAAGGCCGGGUGCCAGAGGUCGCCGCCGCCGAUCACUUCCCUGAGGAAGACUUCGCACGGGUCGGCAAACGAGCAGACGGAUUGCCUGAUGGCCGAGGCCGCGGUACCUUAUUGCGCUUACCCCGCAACCCCGGCCGAACAUCAGCCCUAUAGGGCCCCGUCUGUGGUGGUCUAUAGGCUCUUUGAGCGCGGGGAACGCCACAAACCCAUACUUACGGUAGCCGGAGAUCGUCACUAA
Molecule: messenger RNA, 522 nt
Organism: Spodoptera exigua (beet armyworm)
Lineage: Eukaryota; Metazoa; Arthropoda; Insecta; Lepidoptera; Noctuidae
Source: the annotation of a GenBank genome assembly